Lucilia cuprina (Australian sheep blowfly) is the source of this 4269-nucleotide messenger RNA. Its product is annotated as SANT and BTB domain regulator of class switch recombination. The transcript is spliced from 8 exons. The coding region runs from base 824 to 3349 and encodes 841 amino acids. The record is from RefSeq and is a predicted model, not a curated record. Lineage: Eukaryota; Metazoa; Arthropoda; Insecta; Diptera; Calliphoridae.
GGACUUGAUUGCAGCUUGACUGUCGUUAAAGAUUAGGAUAUCUCUGUUCGAUAUCUUAUGAUACCAGAGCCAGUUUGCCGUUCUUUUUAUGGCCGAUAUUUCGGCCUUGAUUGGAUUACAAUCAUUACCGAUUCUAAAAAUGAUCCUGAUUCCAAAUUCUGGAAUGAAAAUACCGUCCCUACUCAUUCUCCUCGUUUUGAGCCAUCUGUGAUCUUCCUUCAGUCCCGUAUUUUCCGAGAUGAUGAAACUAAAGUUUCUUUGGAGGAAGAGCUUGGGGACGCAGCCUUUGGGUAAAUAUUUACCGAUAGAUUUCCUAUCCUAUCGGUAAUACUAGCAUGUCCAUAUGGUCUGUAUGACCAUGCGUUUAUUGCAUUCAGUCUGAAUGCCGUCGUGAGUGCUAUUUUGCUGGCCAAUGUUGGGUUUCCAUGACAUAGAUACUGUCUAUAAAUAGUUCUUUAGGUUGUAAAACUAUACUUCCAAAGAAGCGAAAAAGAAGUAAUUGCGGAACUCAACCCUCGCAGUCUACUACAUUUUAUUGGGGAAUUUAGUCACAUUCUAUUCCUCUAUGUCCUAUACAUAUGUUCUUUUUGCCUUUCUUCUAGUGUUUUGUUUUUCUAUCUUUGAGUCUUCACACUUUUUUCUAAGUAGAGAUGAACCUUUUUAUAGGUUAGGUGUUUAGCUUGAAGACUGUUACUAGGUAACAGAAGUUUGUUAUUUUUUUGAAAUAAUAUUUCUGCAGCACUUUUAACUAUUAAAUAUUAAGGAUAAAGUUGAAAAGGAUUAAAAAUAUAUUAAAACAUCCUAUUAUACAAGUCCUCUUAUUAUGUCCUCACGUAAAAAUUCCUUAAAAAACAACUCGGAAUUAUUAACCAACUCGAAUACAGUCAAUACAAAUUCCAAUGCCAGUGCAGAUAGUAUAACGGAUAAGUCAAUAAAUUUAAAUGAAUUUUUGGAUUUUUUAAAUUUGUCAUGUCACGUUAAUGACAUGAUUUCCAACAAUAGUGAAGAACAUCAACGACAACAUAAGGAACAUUUUCAAACAACAAAAUCUUCUAAUAGUGCUACGGCUUCAACGACAGCUCGUACGAAAUCCUAUGGAACACAAAAUCCUAUAGAUUUUCAUAAAUUAUCACAAAAUCGUCUAGUAAAUGAUCUGUAUGGUUUUAAUCGUCAUGUACGUUUACCGGCUGAGGAAAUAGGUGAGAAUACUGUGGGCGCUGGGGUUGUUGAAGUUACACGUCCUUUACGACGUGCCUCUACCUUAACAACCACUUCAAAAGUAUCAAGUAAAAAUGUUGAAGGAGGUUUGCAUCCAAAAUUAAAUGAAAAAUUGGAUUAUGUUUUAAAUGAGGGCAUUUUGGAUGCAGUUUUACCUUUUAUUUGUCCAGUACCAUUGCCAGCCAAUUACACUAGUCGUUUGAAACCCAAACAACAAAAAGAAGCCAAGGAUAUUAAAAAUGCUACAGCCCAAUUAUCUGCCACGCCUGGUGAGGAAACAAAUGAUGCAGAAGCCGCUGUUAGUAAGGAUUCCGCCACUAAAAUAAAGGCCAAAACAAAUUUAACAGAAGUAAAGUCCUCAAUAGUUACUAAUGCCGCCAAAAAGGAUCCGGAAGUUGUUAUACAUGUUUGUGAUGAGGUGAAAAAUACUUCCAAGGAUUUCGUAUGUCCUCAGAGUUUGCUCGUCAGCAAGAUGGGUUAUUUUGCCGAUGUUACUGCCGGUCAAAAGCUCGAGGAUAUGGAUAUUUCGGUUCAUUGCGACAUACAAAUCUUCGAAUGGCUAAUGAAAUGGGUAAAAUCGGAAAAUGCUAAUAGCAACACGUCUAGUGUAGAUCCUAACAAUGAUAUGGCACCAAAUUUAAAUGUUAAUAAUGUGGUUCCCAUAUUAGUUUCAGCUAGUUUUUUACAGAUGGAACCCUUGCUUAUGGAUUGCUUAAGCUUUUGUCAUUCACGUUUGGGUGAAGUGGUAAGAGUUUCCACCAAUCUUUCCUGUUUAAAUGAUACCAUAAUCACUCGCAUGGCUGCCAUGUUCACCAAUGUUGAAUUGGAAAUGGUGUGUGAUAAAAAGGAUCGUUUAUUGCCACGUUUAUGGACUAAACUUAUCUUGAGUCUUUUCGAACCGGAAACGGAAGCCUUAAGGGGUCAUUACUACAGUUUAUCGGGUUUAUUUAAAUGUUCAAAAUGUCAAAAAUGUUUAACUAAUACCAUGAAGUCCUAUAUACAAUGUAUACCGGGUAAUGUACGUUUAAAUCGAUGGGGUCAAAUUGUUAGUCAUCAUGUGCGUGAACCUUCAUGGGAUUUGAAUUACUAUAUAACACAACUAUUUAAAGAGGUUAAAUCGUGGCGUUUGGUCUAUUGGAAACUAUGGGGUCAUGCCCAUUAUUUGUAUUGCUGUCUGUGUGAAAUGUACUUUCCGGUUUAUCAGAUGUCUUGGUGCCGUUAUCAUCCCGAAUCACCUAGUUUUCUGGGUCCUGUUGCCGAGGGUCGUACUACAGGUCCAGCUGGUCGUUAUGCUUGUUGUGGCCAGCAGGCUUUUCGUUAUGAAACCUUACCGGGUCCACAUGGUUGUCAGUUUCGUGAGCAUAGCGUUUUAGUGGAAACUGAUCGUGAACGUUCUAUAUUAUCUAUAGUACAGUUAGCUAUUGAGGGUAAAGCUUUAGGUGAUUGUCCUCCACAUCGCAUGCAAGAUAUAAUGGCUAGUGCAGAAAUUGAACCCAGAUGGAUGGGUAUAUCGUUGAUGCCUCAACGUUGUCGUCAGGGUUUGUUGCCGGUUUUGAAUCCAGAUGAAUCUACAUCACGUGUGGCCAGACGUGUAAGACCAGCUUCAUCGAAAUUCUUUGCCGAUUCCAGUACGGAAACAGAGAGUACAGAUACUUUGGAUAAUAUACGAAUUUCAAAAUUUGGCAUGGCUUCUUAUGAUAGUUUUUCUACCAGCAGUAGUGAUGGAUGUGAAUCAUCGGAUAGCAAAACAUUUGCACCAAAUAAAACUUAUCACAAAAAACAGAAUAGAAAAAGUAAACCCCUUGAAAAUCCUGGCCGUUAUUGGUCUGGUGAGCUAUCGGCACGCAGUAAUCAGGACCAUCAGAGAGAGUUUGAAGAAAAAGUAAUGAAACAAGUCAUGAUUAUGGUUCAAAAGAAAACUGGCUCAGAUUUAGGUGUUAGUCAGCAGAAUCGACCUUUAGGUGGUACUUAUGUUAAAUUAGAACAAGAAUGGAAGGAGCAGUUGAAACAACGCAUGUACGCUUUAGGUGGCAAUACGUCUGCAAGUGCUCAAAUGGGCAACAUUAAUAGCAACAAUAUAGCAUUGAAUAUUAAAGGUUCACGAAAGAAGGUCGAUAAUAGUGGCCAAUAAUUUGUGAUAGAAAUGUCACAACUGGGUAUUAGGUAUACUUUUACAAACAUUCAAAUUGCUUCUUUCAGAUUGUGUAUUAUGAAUCAACAUACAUAGGUACAUACAUAAACCAUACAAUUUUCACAUACUUUUUCUAUUCUUUACAAUCUUAACACAUUAAUUGCUUUUUGUAUUCAUUUUAUUUUUACUUUAAACUUAAUGAAAAUUUUUAUUUGUUCUUUGUUUCAUUACAAACUAAUUUUGUUUAUUUUAAAUAAUAAUUUUGUUUCAAUUAAAUUGCUAUUGUAAUUGAAGAAAACCAAGUUUCAAAAGGAGCAGGAUUUUUAAGGUUUUACCAAUAACUAAAAUAAACUAAAGAACUGAUUAAAUGCUUAAAUAAAAAGGAAAGGUUUUUAAGUUAAGUUUUAUUAAAUUAAAUACAAAAUAUGUUUCUUGAAGCCUUAUAUAAGCAAAAAAACAGUUCAACUGUCUUUAUAAUUCCAAGACUUUAACAAUAGUUUACCGAAAAUAAUUUUAAAACAAUUUUUGUUUAAAAAAUACAAAAUCUCACACAAAUUAAAACUGAGAAGAGGAAAAUGGAGGAUACACAUAAUAAAAGAAAAUUAUAAAAAAUAAAUAUUAAAAAACAAAAUACGAAAGAGGAAAGUUGUUAGAAAUUUAUGAGGCGCUCAAGUGCAGAUUGUUUUCGUUUUGAUGUUUCUUGUUGUGUUUAUUAAACUUUAAAGCGCAGCAAACCCUUUUAAUUGUGUUUUAUUAAAACUUAAAUAAUCCCCACGAAUUGCUACAAAUAUGGGGUGUUGGAAAACGAAGCUAACUAAAUAGACUUUCAGUGGCUUUUUCCAAAUCCCAGUUUUCUUUCGAUAGAACAGCACGUGCAUCAUGCUCAUCUAUGCCCAUAUCCUUCAAACGUUGUAUUUUGG